AUGACGCUGCAAACCUACCGCGGCACCCUGAGGCGCAUCUGUGGACUGAGACAUCCUAUCGGGUUGUCGAGUCUCUCGCGAGGGUAUUCGUCACGCUCAUUUCCCGCCCUCUUCGUGCGCGGCGGCACCUCCAACGGUCUCGUCAUCCACAGACGCGACCUCCCUCCAGAGACGGAAUGGCACAAGGUUCUGCCCGCCGCCAUGGGAUCUCCAGAUCCGUACGGCCGUCAGUUGAACGGCAUCGGGUCGGGCGUCUCGUCAACGUCAAAGAUCGUUGUGCUGUCUCCCCCGUCGCGACCCGGUGUCGACGUGGACUACACCUUUGUUCAGGUCGGCAUCAAGGAUGGCAGCCUCGAUACGGCCGGAAACUGCGGUAACAUGUCGUCUGCCGUCGGGCCGAUGGCUUUGGAUGAGGGUCUUGUUACGGAUCCGCACAUCGAACAAGUCGACGGCCAGAAGUUUGCUGCCGUGCGCAUCUUCAACACGAACACAUCCAAAGUCAUCUUGUCACGCUUCAAAGUCGGCGGGAGCCCGCCAAAGUACGCACCCGACGGCGAUUACACCAUGGACGGCGUGCCCGGCACCAACUCGCCCAUCACGCUCAGCUUCCUGGACCCUGCUGGCGCCAAAACGGGCAGGGCACUUCCCACUGGCAAUGCUUGCGACUGGCUGCUCCUCCCAGAUGCGAGCACUGUUCAGGCGUCGCUUGUUGACGUCAGCAACCCCGGCGUCUUUGUGCUCGCCCGGGACAUAGGCCUCUCGUCGCCCGAGGACUUGACCCCGGAAGCUGUUGAGGCGGACGCUGCUCUGAAGGCGAAGCUGGACGGAAUCCGACGCGCCGGUGCUUCUCUGAUGGGGCUGAAUCCCGAUGUGGAGAGUGUCCCCAAGAUCGUCCUGCUCUUCGAAGACACCCGUUCACCCGACGUCGACAUUCGCUGCCUUGCCUUGUCCAUGGGCCAGGCGCACAAAGCCGUUCCGCUAACGCUCGCGCUGUGUCUCGGCGCCGCCAGCCAGCUACCAGGCACCAUUCCCGCCCAACUGCUCGGUAACCGUUCCAAAAAGACCAUCGUCAUCGGGCAUCCGAGUGGCAGGGUGGACAUCGGGACCACUUUCGAGGGCGGCAAGAUUAAGUCGGCAGAUCUACACCGCACGGCACGAGUGCUGAUGAGGGGUGACGUGCAUUACUAG
Colletotrichum higginsianum IMI 349063 is the source of this 1188-nucleotide messenger RNA. Its product is annotated as Methylitaconate delta2-delta3-isomerase. The record is from RefSeq and is a predicted model, not a curated record. Bases 1 to 1188 code for a protein of 395 amino acids. The transcript has a single exon. Lineage: Eukaryota; Fungi; Ascomycota; Sordariomycetes; Glomerellales; Glomerellaceae.